AUGGCGGGGAAGGUGACCUUCUGUGCUUUCGUCUUGGUCUUGCUAUCGACGUUGGCAGCGGCCAUCAGCCCGUCGGCAAGGUCAUCAACCGUGGCGAGGAGAGCAGCGCUGGAGAAUGGCCUUGGCCGGACUCCCCAGAUGGGGUGGAAUAGCUGGAAUCACUUCCACCGGAACAUAAACGAAGAGAUCAUUCGACAAAUCGCUGAUGCUAUGGUGGAUACUGGCCUAGCAAAGCUUGGAUAUGAAUAUAUCAACAUAGAUGAUUACGGGGCAGCCUAUGACAGGGAUUCCCAGUUGAGUAAAUGGCAGCACAAUCAUAUAUGCAGAGGCAACCUGGCUGCAAAUGCGUCAACAUUCCCAUCGGGAGUAACGGCCUUGGCAGACUAUGUGCAUGGGAAAGGGCUCAAACUAGGGAUCUACAGUGAUGCAGGGACACGAACUUGCGGCAAGUUGAUGCCUGGAUCACUUGGAUACGAAGACCAAGACGUGAAAACUUUUGCAUCUUGGGGAAUCGACUACUUGAAGUAUGACAACUGCAACAACCAGGGAAUAAGCCCUCAGCCAAGAUAUGAUGCAAUGAGCAAAGCGCUCCUCAAUUCUGGGAGGAAUAUUUUCUUCUCCCUCUGCGAAUGGGGUGUGGAUGAUCCAGCAACAUGGGCAGGUGGUGUAGGAAACAGUUGGAGAACAACUGGUGACAUCAAGGACACUUGGGCAAGCAUGACAGCCAUCGCCGAUAAGAACGACAAGUGGGCAUCAUAUGCAGGGCCUGGUGGAUGGAAUGACCCAGACAUGCUGGAAGUUGGAAAUGGGGGGAUGACAACAGAAGAGUACCGCUCCCAUUUCAGCCUAUGGGCCUUAAUGAAGGCACCUCUCUUGAUUGGUUGUGACAUCCACUCAAUGAGCAACGAAACCAAGGAAAUCCUCAGCAAUCGAAAUGUUAUUGCAGUCAACCAAGAUGGGCUUGGAGUACAAGGGCACAAAGUGCAACAAGAUGGAGAGCAAGAAGUAUGGGCUUGUCCCUUGACUGGAGGGAGAUUUGCAGUUGUUCUAUGGAACAGAGGGUCUGCUCAAGCAUCCAUUACUGCCAGCUGGUGGAGCAUUGGACUUAAUGCAUCUACCGUUGUUGAUGCUCAUGAUCUUGGACAGAUGAGAUUAUAUCAGCCGUGCAAGGAGAACUGGAGGAAACAGUGGAUUCUCAUGCUUGCAAGAUGUAUGUGUUGA
Miscanthus lutarioriparius is the source of this 1221-nucleotide messenger RNA. Lineage: Eukaryota; Viridiplantae; Streptophyta; Magnoliopsida; Poales; Poaceae. The record is from the annotation of a GenBank genome assembly.